This is a messenger RNA of Eutrema salsugineum, 1583 nucleotides long. Its product is annotated as putative RNA-binding protein Luc7-like 2. Gene Ontology annotation, molecular function: mRNA binding. The coding region runs from base 125 to 1339 and encodes 404 amino acids. The record is from RefSeq and is a predicted model, not a curated record. NCBI's taxonomy places the organism in Eukaryota, Viridiplantae, Streptophyta, Magnoliopsida, Brassicales, Brassicaceae. The transcript has 13 exons. Gene Ontology annotation, biological process: mRNA splice site recognition. Gene Ontology annotation, cellular component: U1 snRNP; U2-type prespliceosome.
AUUAAAAAAAAAUCUUGUAUACCAGAAACAACAAAUCAAAACCCAAUCUCUCUGUUCGCAGGGAGGAUCGAUUCGUGCUUCCGAGAAUCAUAUUGUGAGAGAGAGAGAGAGAGAGAUAACGAAGAUGGACGCCAUGAGGAAGCAGCUCGAUGUGCUCAUGGGAGCGAACCGAAACGGCGACGUGACGGAGGUGAAUCGCAAAUACUACGACCGCGAUGUUUGUCGUCUCUACCUAUCUGGUCUCUGCCCUCACGAGCUUUUUCAAUUGACGAAAAUGGAUAUGGGUCCUUGCCCAAAGGUGCACUCGCUGCAGCUGAGGAAAGAAUAUAAAGAAGCAAAGGCAAAAGGUGUUGACAACUACGAUAGGGAAUUAGAAGAUGCGAUAGACAGGCUUAUUGUUGAGUGUGAUAGAAAGAUUGGUAGGGCCCUUAAGCGUCUUCAGGAAGAGGAUGCCAAAGCUGCCAUUGCGAUUUCAGUCACCGAAGUUACUCAGUCACCUGAAAUUCUCGAGCUAUCGAAGCAAAUCAAAGAGAAGAUGAAGGAAGCAGACCUGCAUGAUCUUGAAGGAAAAACGGAUCUGAAGAUUAGAGCUCUUGAGUUAGUUGAAGAGAUGAGGACUAAGAGAGCUGACUUACAGGCUGUGCUGCUGUUGGAGGCCUUCAACAAAGAUAGGGCAUCCCUGCCACAGCCCAUCCCAGCUCAGCCGCCAGCUGCAGCAUUACCUCCGCCUGAUCCUCGUACUCAAGAGAUGAUCAAUGAGAAAUUAAAGAAAGCUGAAGAGUUUGGCGAACAAGGAAUGGUUGAUGAGGCGCAGAAAGCACUAGAAGAGGCUGAAGCUCUGAAGAAGCUUACGGCUAGGCAAGAACCUGUAGUGGAUUCAACCAAGUACACAGCUGCUGAUGUGCGCAUUACAGACCAGAAGCUGCGUCUAUGUGACAUAUGCGGAGCAUUUUUGAGCGUCUAUGACAGUGAUCGUCGGUUAGCUGAUCAUUUUGGAGGGAAGCUUCAUUUGGGUUACAUGCUGAUCCGCGACAAAUUAGCAGAGCUGCAGGAGGAAAAGAACAAAGUUCACAAGGAACGGGUCGAAGAAAGGAGAUCAAAGGAGAGGAGCAGAGAGCGAGAAUCAAGUAAAGACAGAGACAGAGGAGAUAGCCGUGACCGUGGAAGAGAUCUUGACCGUAGGAGUAGGGAUCGUGACAGGCACCAUGACCACCGUGAACAUGACAGAAACUAUAAUCAGUCACGUGGGUAUGAUUCAAGAAGCCGGCGCAGUUCACGGUCCCGGUCUAGGGAAAGACCGAGGGAUUAUGAUCGCCGCAGACGCCAUGACCGCUACUAAGACGCCAGCUGCCAGAGACGGUUGCAGCAAGUUUAAGAGGUUUUCACAGAUGCGUUUAGGAUCAAUCUGGAGUUGCAAAACACUCAUUUGUUUUUCUUAUGUGUUCUAAGAUUUUUGAGAUUGUAAGUUGCUAAGUUUGUAAGAAGAGCUUCUUCGGAUGUUUUUUAUUCUCCUGGUUUAUCUUUUGUUAUAAAUGUUGACUUCAAAGACUCGUGAGUAAAAAGAUUGUGAUGAUUACAUAGCU